UUGUCCCUCCAUCCCUUAUUCAAAGAAGAUCCUGCGCAUUGAGGUCCAAAAUGCUCUCGCUAUGAACGGCUUGUGCCGGCUGCAGCAUCCAGCAUGUCGGACAACUCCCCUCCACGAAAACCUCUGCACGAACGCACCGAUUCCCUGAGCAACACUCGAGCAGGCACAGCGGCAGCAGGAAUUCGGCUCGUCCCAAAUGUACCGCAACUGCUGGGACAAAGAGAUGAAAUCUAUUCACGGACAGGAUCUCACCUCCCGACACAUCCCAGUCACUUUCUGACCCCGGGCAAAGGCAAGGGUCCUGCAUUAGACGACGAGUUUCAACGAACCACCAAAGCGCAAGCAGCAUCGUCGUCCAGUGGUUCACCAGUCAUAACAACGCAUACACCGCAUCAGCCUCCUCAAUAUGGAAACUCUGCGACAGGAUCUCCCAUCUCGAGGCCGAAACCCCUGCCCAGGAAACGACUGCACAUCCACAGUGAUAAUAAGACCUUCUCCUUGUUACAAGAUGACUCUCAAUCGGUCCAAGAUGAUUCGAAGUCGUUGUCCUCCAAGCAUAGGUCCUCUGAUUCGCUUCUCUCGGACCCAAGCAAUGCGGGCAGCCGGCGUAAUUCCAUAGGUUCAUGCGUACCAGGUCCUCACUCACCUGUCGUGCCUACCACUCCAGCACCGCAAAAUAAGCAACCAAUAUCUGCUGAUCCUAUAAGCAACUCGCCUUGGAAUUAUCAGCUCGUCGGCGGACUUCGAAAAGUUCCAAAGACUCCAGAUCUCAAGCAGAAGGCAGCAACAACAUCUGAUAGCCCACUUCCACCUCUACCAGAAACAUCGGACGGACCACCAGCUUUGUCGCACGAUCUCUCCACGAAACCCAGCUUUCAGUCUACGGAGACGACCAAUUCGGAGCAUACCAACUACAAAGUUUACGCUGGAUCGGAAUCAAGCUCUGAACCCAUCUUCCACCCCCCUUCUAUCGACGACAAUUAUCAGGUUAUUGGUAGUCCGUCACCAACGUCAUCCAUUAUAUACAGGCCGCAGACAGCUGCAUCAGAGGACGAAAACGAGAACUACCAGUUGCACGGAGACCCGUCACCCUCGACGUCAUUCGUCAACCUCCCGCCACCAGGCAGAUACUCUCAGGAAUCCCUCGUCGUUCCUCCGUUGAGGCCGCGAGCUCGCAGAUCAAACGAGAAUCUUGGAUAUUAUAAAUCAAGGUCAAGGGAGUCGUUACGGACGGGAUCACUGACGUCCAUUUCGACAGUUCUAAGUCAACAAGAGGCUCUGCGUGCAAUAGUGGGCUCCGGUUCUUUGAUACAGUUGCCGAUUCUGAAACAGAAACCAGAAGGUCCAAGUUCAUGGGAAAAUCCUCUACGCUUACACCCAGCGCGGUCACACAUGAACGAGCAUCCGCAUCAAUGGAGCUCACAGCUUUCAACUGUGCUCUCGGUAUCGGACGGUGGAACCGAUCGAGGUUCAAGGUCAUGGUCGGACGGACGCAUCAGCAGCGGGUUUCCAAGCAGUACCUCACGUCACAGUCGGCAGAUGCUGUCUAUAAGUUCUUCCAUGGCUCAAGAAGAAACUAUCUCUCGAAGCGAAUCGAUCGAGCCCCCAACACCAGCUUUCGUCCAGAAUGGUCAGCGUCAUCAUAGCAGUUCUUCAAUUGGUAUUGUUUCCAAUCAAGACGAGUUUGGUGAUGGCAUAACAGACAUGCAAGAUUUGAACUUGAGAACACGACCUUCCAGGAGUCGACUUUCGGGUUUCUUCAGUAUAUCAGAUAAUGGUCGCACGAAUACUAUGCGCUCAACGACUAGUUCCAGAGCUAACAGCUUACUCGGGAACUCUAUACCCACCUGGGCAAAAUUGUAUUAUGGUAGUGGCGAGAGACGAUAUCUAGGUGCUCCGGGCAGCUCUACUGAAGGGACAGACAGUCGAAGUAACUCAUUUAGGACCGGUUCGCCGAACACAGAUCAUUUUCCUUUGAGUAUAUAUAGUCCCCGAAGGCGACCUCGAGAGGUCAAUCCUCGGGAUAUAAAUCGCUCGGCGCGAGGGUCGUUGGAAAUAUCUCCUGCGCCUCAAUUGGGAAGUGAUGGACGGUUAAUCCACGAUCCUCAUGCCGGGCGGUUCAGGACAUGGAGCAUGUCCAGUAUCUGGUCGCCACAUUUGCGCCUCGAUAGGCGCGCAACUCGCCGCAGCGUGUGGGAACCGCCAUCCAUAAAUUGGUCGACAGAAGGUGGUAUGUUUGGACGGCGGAAUAUACAAAUAGUAAUGUUUAUUGCGGGAUUUGUCUUCCCCUUCGCUUGGAUGAUUGCAGCACUUUUGCCUUUGCCACCAAGUCCCAUGCGAGACAUGCGUGAACGAGAUAAUAGCACGAGCAACUUGGAUAGCUCCAAUGAUGUUCCUAAUGAUUACGCCCGUCAGUUUGGACCAAUGGAUGAGGUCAGGUACGAGAGUGCAAAGUGGUGGCGUGGGCUCAAUCGAUGGAUGUCGAUCUUGGGGUUGUUGGUUAUCGUAGCAGUGGUUGUCCUCGUCAUCAUUAGUAUCAGAGAGGGUUGGUAAAUUCUCUACCAGCUCAACUUCAUGAUUGUCUACGAAUACACGAAUCAACGAGCCUCCGUCGCCGAACUAUUAUCACUAGCGCUAGAUCUUUCC
This is a messenger RNA of Mollisia scopiformis, 2646 nucleotides long. RefSeq lists its product as uncharacterized. Bases 94 to 2553 code for a protein of 819 amino acids. The record is from RefSeq and is a predicted model, not a curated record. NCBI's taxonomy places the organism in Eukaryota, Fungi, Ascomycota, Leotiomycetes, Helotiales, Mollisiaceae. The transcript is spliced from 3 exons.